Dibothriocephalus latus is the source of this 732-nucleotide messenger RNA. The record is from the annotation of a GenBank genome assembly. NCBI's taxonomy places the organism in Eukaryota, Metazoa, Platyhelminthes, Cestoda, Diphyllobothriidea, Diphyllobothriidae.
GUUGGAGUCUACAGUGCCGCCCUAGGUCCCUUUCCCUUUUGCGGAGGAACUCUCAUUGCGCCUAAGUGGGUUUUGACGGCUGCUCACUGCAUCGUUGUUGCCCUGCAAUGCCGACAUGCCCCAUAUGGUCAACUCUUCUCCUAUUCUGAUGUCAGGGGCUAUGAUAUGGCUGUCAGAGUGGCAGACCACAAAUACACACAGCGGGGACGUCCAGCCUACAACGUGCGAGUGCAGGGCAUAAUUAUGCAUCCCUUCUUUGGUGGAACAAGCGGUGGCUUUGACAUUGCACUACUGAAAUUAGGCCGUGAAGUCAAGCGAUCAUCGCUGACAGAAUAUGCAUGCCUUCCGGAACCCGAAUUUACUCUCCCCGUUGGAUAUUUCUGCUACCUGGCCGGCUGGGGAUUUAUCCCCAAUCCACCCUAUGCGCCGCUCGCAGUUCAUUCGGAGACGCUGAUGGAACUACGGAUUCCAAUUAUAUCGGCAGAUCUAUGCAAAACAAGAAAUCUAUUCAUAAAAGAACAGCAGGACGUUUGUACGCAUGGCGCACAUGGAAUGGCUUGUAACUGUGACAGUGGAGGAGGACUGCACUGUUUUACGGAAAACGGAUCCAAAUGGGUUUUAUACGGUGUGCUUUAUCAUGGCAACCCUGCCUGCUAUGGGGGAUUCAACGUUUUUACAUUAACAGCACCGAACGUUGACUGGAUUAAGCGAGUCAUGAAUGCAAACACCUAG